AGGGAGGUAAUCCAUGUGCCGUUUAUGGCCAAGUUUGUAGUCUUCGCCAAGAAAGUGGAACCUUACGAAGCCCGCCUGCGAGUUUUCUGCAUGACCGACGAUCGCGAAGAUAAGACACUCGAAAAGCAGGAAAGGUUUACAGAGGUUGCCAAGAGUCGUGACGUUGAAGUACUCGAAGGCAAACCACAAUUUAUUGAAAUGGCUGGUAAUUUAGUGCCAGUCACCAAAUCUGGAGAUCAACUGCAAUUACAAUUUAAAGCAUUCCGUGAAAAUCGUCUACCAUUUACGGUACGUGUCAAGGACCAACACGCCGACAUUGUGGGACGUACAUUGUUUAUGAAGGAGCCAAAAGUUGCAAAGGGCGAGCCACCGCAACAUCCCAUCUGUAUUUUGAAUAUUGUAUUACCCGAAAUUGUCAUACCGGAUACAACUACCGAGUUCAGCGAUAAGAUCACCACAACCUAUCGAAGCUCGCUGUUUAGUUUGAGCAAACAUCAGAACGAUCAUUACAUCGGCGAUAUACGUAUUGUGGAUUUGUCCAAUUUACUAGGCAAGGAUUGGAUACAAUUAGCCUCUGAAAUCGGUAUUAGUACGGAAGAGAUUGAUGAGAUCAUAAAUCAAAAUACUGAUAGUAUUGCGCGGCAGGCCCAAAGCAUGAUACGACUUUUCAAGGAUAAACCAAAUUACGAUAUACACGCCUUAGAAGUAGCGCUCAAAAAUAUUGGACGUGAUGAUAUUAUGAAAAAGUGCAAAAGUGGGCGGCUUUCACACUCUCGCGACUUUGACGAAACCGACAUUAUGAAGAAUUCGGAAUCGGUGGAGGAACUCGUGCGACAAGAGAGUAAACGAAUUCAACAGAUCCAUGACCAUGAGGAAGUCAAAUACUCGGCGGAGGAAAAGGAAGUGGAAGAAUCUGAAUCAGAUGAAGAAAUCACGAAGCGCACUGUAGCCGAACGACGAGAGAAGAUCGUUAAAAGACUCUCCAUCGAACGGCAAAUUCCAGCUUCAUCGCAGAAAAAGGAAAUUACACGCGAAAUUUCCGAAAUAAAACGUAAGAGCCUAAUCGAGGACAAAAAGGCUAUUCAUGAGUCGGAAAUUAAUAUGCAAUUACCGACAGAUAACAUUGUUAAGUCCACUGUUGCUCCCGAUCAAGUUAUGAAAAUGAAAAUGGGUAAAAUGGAUACAGGGGAAAUAAGCAAAAGUGAUUUUGAUAAGGAACUGACGCACAAAUUAAAAACUUCUGGACGUAGCUCAGAAGAGGAAGAUUCCACAACGGAAUAUAAGCAAAUUCAGGAUGAUGAGAACUUAAAAAUCGUACAAGAUAUUAGCGCUGUAGAGAAACCAAAGCACCUGCAAGAGUCGCCGAUUACUUCGGAACAAGAAAAGGCAAAGCAAAUGACUGAAGAUUUUUUAAAUGUAGAAAAGCAAACGCAACUUCCAGCAGAUAUUACCAUCAGCGAGAAAUUUGUUGAAGAAGUAAAGGAAAAAGAAAUGAAAGGUGCGGAAACGGUAGAGAAAUCGAGUCAGAAAAUUGAGAAAAUUAUAACUGCUUUUGAGGGUGGAAAAUAUGAGGAUGAACUGCAAAAGCUGCCGCCCAAAGAGAGUAAAACGUCCAUAGUGAACCAGGAGAAGGGUAGCACAAUUGAGGACAAAAUUGCCGACUUCGAAGCUAGAGGUGUUACCUAUGACAUGAUAUCAGUGCUACCAAAAGAUAUAAAGAAACUCGGUGAGAUGCCAACAGACGAUGUGUAUCAGGCAGGCGAAGAGCCUACUAAGUCGUUUGAGAAAUCCAUCACCGAAGACUUUCUUAGCAUGGAGCAAAAAUCUCAAUUGCCUAUCGCAACUGAAAUAACUAAAAAAACUAUUAGUGUCGAUGAACCACUUCAGGAAACCACACGUCCAGUCGCUGAGAAAAGAACGUCUCUGGCCGAAAGGGUGCCAGAGCCAAAAGCGCGACUAUCUACAGAAGUGCAGGCGGAGCCCGAAAGUGCCGAGGGAAAGAAGACUCUCGCAGAGCCAAUACCUAAAGUCACAGAAAUCACAAAGGAAUUCGAAAAAGGUGGCGAAACCGUAACCACCGUAACUACCGAAACAAAGAAGCUGACGCAUGAGUUCUUGAGCAUGGAACAAAAGGCGCAGACGGAGGCGAAGAAAACAGUGAGUGAACUUGCAACAAGCACUGCGGAGGUAAGGGAAACGGCUGAAGAACUUUUUGAAACUACAACCGAAUUGGAGGUGUCAGCGAAAGACGUCGAAAUGGCAAAAAUGCAAAUGAAAGAAGUUACUAAAGAUUUGGCUGCAGACCUUAUAGAAUCUAAAAAAGGACUAGAAGUAGAUUCGAAGACUGAGUUGCGGACAGGAGUUUUAGAAAGCGCACGCGAGUUUGAGAGCGCCACAAAGACUGAAGUAUUGAAGACCAUAAAAGAUUUGAAACAAACCGAGGAUAACGUAGAAAGUAAAAUAGUAGCUGACGUGUCUGAGACCACGAAAGACUUAAAAGAAGCUGCUAAGACUAUAGGGGUUGCGAAGAUAACGGCAACUGAAACUUUGAAGGAGACGACAGAGGUAACCAAGCAGGAAAUAGACACACAAAUUGAAAAAACUAAGAAAGUGUUAAGCAGUGUUGUGGAUGUGACAAAAGAAACAGCAGGUCUAUCUAAAACCGCGGCCGAUGAAGUGAAAAUCGAUAAGACGGCUAAAGAAGAAAAAACUACAAUUGAGACGAUUUUUUCAACUCAGCAAGCACAAAAGUCAAGCGAAACGCUGCCUGCUGUUGAAACGAAAAAGCUAACAGCAGACUUCCUGACAAUGGAACAACAAAUGCAGUUGCCGACCUCCAAAGAACCAGCAGAAGAAGAUCACAAACAUGAACUCUUAAANUACGCGAGCGACAUUCCAGAUUCACAGACCCCACCACCGACGCCAAUCGAAAUCAGAACUGAUAGGCAAGACACAGUAGAAACAUCGCCACGCAAAACUUCCGAUGAGAAAACAUCCGUAUAUUUCGUAUCGUUACUUUACUCGUUACUUUUGAUACAAGCACUUUUACCUCACACGAAUUAUCGCAACGAAAUUCCUAGCGUCAGAAAGUGUUCGUUCCUACAUAUGCGUGCAUGCCAUCUAACUGAUACUGUGAUUACUUUACAUAAGACCACAGAAUCGACAUUCGAACGUGUUUCGGGAAUUUCGAAAAUCGAGCACUUCAGCAUUCAAAAUGUUAAUUCGAGUAGCUUUGCCAAGAUUACUGAAGCUGAAAAGUUGCCCGAAACGAAGAAUAAAUCAGACGAAGAAGCAGCGUAUCUUAGAGACACUACCUCAUUUCCAGAAAUGAGUGGUGGUAGUCAAAUUAAGACAACUAUUACAACAGCUGUAACGAGAACAGACAUGGCACACAAGCACGAUACUGCAUGGGAUAAGCCGGCCAAAAGAGUUGAACCUAUGCCAGAUGAAAAACAUGAAAAAUUAGAAACGGCAACUGAAGUGACUAAAGUAUCCAGAUUUGAUGACAAAUCGAAUUUGGAUCAGCUAAAGGGUCGUGUUGAUGUUAAGCGUAAAAUUCUAGAGCUGGAAACUAGUAAAUAUAGCGAGCCAGCAGCAGCUAUAGACAGGCAAAAGUCUCUUACUGAUAUGGCAGAAAAAUUGCCAGCUGUUAGGGAGGUGGUGAAGGACUUCGAAGGCAAGAUGCAUGACUAUAAUGUGGAAACAGUGCCAUUCAAAGUGAGACCACGCGCGUCCUCAGCGGCUAAAGUGGAUGAAAAUACCCUAGAGAAGCAAAUUUUAACAGAAGCUGAUCUAGCGCUGGAGCAGCUUGUGUCGCAUGAGCCACCGGCUGAAGAAGUAAAAUUGUCGCCAAUUCAGGCUAUCGAGGCUAGAUUGAGUGAUGACGAUGUGCCGAAAGAGGAAGUGUGUGAAAAGGUGUGCUUGAAGCGCAAAAUGUUUGAAGUGGCUAGGGAUGAAGUUAAUAAUUUGAUGCAGGAGCAAGAUCUUGACACAAUCCCAAUUACAGCGAAGGUAAAAGAUAUAGCGCAAGUACUUGAUAGUGUCGAAGGAGGUUCUGAUAGAGUUAGGGCAGAGGAGAUGAUUAUUGACGCAAGUGAUUUCAGGGAAACUAGUGAGUUACCGGCUGCUGAAAGUGCGAUUGCCGAAAGUUUACCAAAUGUUAAGGAUGUUGUUAAAACAUUUGAGCAGCGUGCAGCAUUGUCUUCGACCGAAAGCCCGCCGUUCCCAGUAAGGAAACACGUUGUACGCGAAAUGACAGCAGCAGAUAUUACGAAAUUAGAUAGUUAUGUUCUUAGUGAAACUGAUGAGUUCUUACAAAGCGUAGAUGGCUCCGAGCCACCAGCGUAUGAGGGAAAAUUUACACGAGUCGAGGCAGAUAUAAUCAAAGAGAAAAGCAAAUUUAAUUUCGUAGAUGAGGCUGCAAGUGAAACUGUAAGCAAAUCUGUUGAAAAUAUUGAAGAAUAUAUCCAAAAAGAUGCUAAACAUUUCCCAUUAAAAGAGCAGAUAAUAGACAAUAAGGGUCAAUUAGAUACUAAGGUCCCAGUUCAAUUUAAGAUAGAUGAAAGUCUUCAGUAUUUAGAACAAAAAGGCACUACAACAAUAUGUGAUAGAAAAGAAAUUCCAAGUGAAGAAAAAAUUGUGAUAGACAAUUUAAGCUUCCCAAUGAUAGACAGAGAAAGGAUUGGCUCAGCUGUACAGCAGAGUACAAAUACUAGUGUGAAUGUGUUUAGCGAGUUUAGGGAUAAAAUGCAUGAAACUGAAAAUUACGAACGCAAAUUGGAAAUAUGUAUAGAAAAGGAGAAGCACAAAACUGAAAGUUCAGAAAGAACUUUGCACACAAAAACUUCCGAUACACUCACAAAAACUUUUCCAAUAACUACUACUAAAACAACUAGUGAACAAACGGAAAUUAAGAAUGAAGCUGACGGGACGUCUUCUAAAGAAAACAAGGAUUUUGUAAUGCAGCAGGAAGAAAAUCGUAUUUACACCGACAAAAUAGAACUAAAAAGCGCAGAUUCAACAAAUGAAACUGGACAGUCCAUAUACGCAAAACAUUCCGAGUUCAGCGUACCACUCGUGCCUUUACAAAAAUCGACCACAACUGAUCAGAGCAAAACAGAAAAAGUGUACCCAAUAGACAGUUUUAACGUUCCCCUAACUCCACUACAAAAAGACUGCAUAAAAGCAUUAAAAGAAUCUUCAGAAAAGUCCAUAGAAGAACAAUAUAUUUAUACCCAAUACAAAACAGAAAUCUCAAGUUCUAAAGUAACAGCACUGAAAGUCACCGAGAACAAACAUAUUUCCGAAGUUGCAACUGAAGAAACAAUCACUCAGAGAAUUUCGCAACUAGACGAAACCCCCAAACUUCCACUUCACGUAACCACCGUUGAGAGAAACACUGAUUUCAAACCAGGUCUGCCCUUAGUUCCAUUGGCUGCCAAACCAGAUGAAAAAGGUGCUAAGGCUGUAGAACCGAUUUCGAAACCAGACGACAAACCCAAAUCUCCACUUGACGUAACGAAGACUAUUGCACAAACGUACUCUUCUGAUGAAUCUCACGAAGAAUUCGACAAACCUAAAAUGGCUGAUGUCAAACCAGGUGUGCCCCUGGUUCCAUUGGCUGCCAAACCAGAAGACAAAGGUGCUAAGGCUGUAGAACCGAUUUCCAAACCAGACGACAAACGCAAAUCUCCACUUGACGUAACGAAGCCUAUUACACAAACGUACUCUUCUGGUGAAUCUGAUGAAGAGUUCGACAAACCUAAAAUGGCUGAUGUCAAACCAGGUGUACCCUUGGUUCCAUUGGCUGCCAAACCAGAAGACAAAGGUGUUAAGCUUAUAGAACCGAUUUCAAGACCAGACGACAAACCCAAAUCACCACUUGACGUAACGAAGCCUAUUCCACAACCGUACUCUUCUGAUGAAUCUGAUGAAGAGUUCGACAAAUCUAAAAUGGCUGAUGUCGAACCAGGUGUACCCUUGGUUCCAUUGGCUGCCAAACCAGAAGACAAAGGUGUUAAGCUUAUAGAACCGAUUUCAAGACCAGACGACAAACCCAAAUCACCACUUGACGUAACGAAGCCUAUUCCACAACCGUACUCUUCUGAUGAAUCUGAUGAAGAGUUCGACAAACCUAAAAUGGCUGAUGUCAAACCAGGUGUACCCUUGGUUCCAUUGGCCGCCAAACCAGAAGACAAAAGUUUUAAGCCUAUAACACCAAUUUCAAAACCAGACGACAAACACAUAUCUCCACUUGACGUAACGAAGCCUAUUCCACAACCGUACUCUUCUGAUGAAUCUGAUGAAGAGUUCGACAAACCUAAAAUGGCUGAUGUCAAACCAGGUGUACCCUUGGUUCCAUUGGCCGCCAAACCAGAAGACAAAAGUUUUAAGCCUAUAACACCAAUUUCAAAACCAGACGACAAACACAUAUCUCCACUUGACGUAACGAAGCCUAUUCCACAACCGUACUCUUCUGAUGAAUCUGAUGAAGAGUUCGACAAACCUAAAAUGGCUGAUGUCAAACCAGGUGUACCCUUGGUUCCAUUGGCCGCCAAACCAGAAGACAAAAGUGCUAAGGCUGUAGAACCGAUUUCGAAACCAGACGACAAACCCAAAUCUCCACUUGACGUAACGAAGCCUAUUCCACAAACGUACUUUUCUGAUGAAUCUGACGAAGAAUUCGACCAACCUAAAAUAUUUGAUGUCAAACCAGGUGUGCCCUUGGUCCCAUUGGCUGCCAAACCAGAAGAAAAAGGUGCUAAGGCUGUAGAACCGAUUUCAAAACCAGACGACAAACCAAAAUCUCCGCUUGAUGUAACGAAGCCUAUUCCACAAACGUACUCUUCUGAUGAAUCUGACGAAGAAUUCGACCAACCUAAAAUAGUUGAUGUCAAACCAGGUGUACCCUUGGUUCCAUUGGCUGCCAAACCAGAAGACAAAGGUGUUAAGCCUAUAGAACCAAUUUCAAAACCAGACGACAAACCAAAAUCUCCACUUGACGUAACGAAGCCUAUUCCACAAACGUACUCUUCUGAUGAAUCUGAUGAAGAGUUCGACAAACCUAAAAUGGCUGAUGUCAAACCAGGUGUACCCUUGGUUCCAUUUGCUGCCAAACCAGAAGACAAAGGUGUUAAGCCUAUAGAACCAAUUUCAAAACCAGACGACAAACCAAAAUCUCCACUUGACGUAACGAAGCCUAUUCCACAAACGUACUCUUCUGAUGAA
Messenger RNA from Rhagoletis zephyria (snowberry fruit fly), 7227 nucleotides. RefSeq lists its product as uncharacterized. Gene Ontology annotation, biological process: signal transduction. The record is from RefSeq and is a predicted model, not a curated record. Lineage: Eukaryota; Metazoa; Arthropoda; Insecta; Diptera; Tephritidae. Gene Ontology annotation, molecular function: protein binding.